AUGCCCUACCCCAGCUCUGGCCCUCCCGGCUUCCUGGCCCUCUUGGCCCCUGGUCUGGCGCUGCUGGCUCACCUCUCCCUCCCUUCCCAGGCCGGGGUGAGGCGUCUUCCCGCCGGGACCAGCCCUCGGGGCGCCUCGGGCAGGACGCUCAUCCUCCUGGACGUGAACACCAGGAGCCCCGUCCGCGUAACCAGCGAGAACUUCCUCUCGCUGCAGCUGGACCCCUCCAUCCUCCACGACGGCUGGCUGGACUUCCUCAGCUCCCGGCGCCUGGUGACCCUGGCCCGUGGCCUGGCGCCCGCCUUCCUCCGUUUCGCCGGCAAGAGGACCGACUUCUUGCAGUUCCAGAACGUGAAGAACCCCGCCAAGAGCCGCGGCGGACCCGGACCCGACUACUACCUCAAGAACUACGAGGAUGACAUCAUUCGCAGUGAUAUUGCCUUGGAUAAGCAGAAGGGCUGCAAGAUUGCUCAGCACCCAGACAUCAUGCUGGAGCUACAGAGGGAAAAGGCAGCCCAGAUGCACCUGGUUCUGCUCAAGGAGCAGUUCUCCAACACUUACAGCAAUCUCACGCUAACAGCCAGGUCUCUAGACAAACUCUAUAAUUUUGCUGAUUGCUCCGGCCUCCACCUCAUCUUUGCAUUGAAUGCUUUGCGCCGGAACCCCAACAAUUCCUGGAACAGCUCCAAUGCCCUCAGCCUCCUCAAGUACAGUGCCAGCAAGAAGUACAACAUCUCCUGGGAGUUGGGCAAUGAACCAAAUAACUACCGAGCCCUGACAGGGCGAGCAGUGAAUGGCACUCAGUUGGGCAAGGACUACAUGCAGCUGAAGAGGCUGCUGCAGCUGAUCCGCAUCUACUCCCGAGCCAACUUGUAUGGGCCCAACAUUGGGAGGCCUAGGAAGAAUGUUAUAGCCCUCCUGGAUGGGUUCAUGAAAGUGGCAGGGAAUACAGUAGAUGCUGUUACCUGGCAACAUUACUACCUUGAUGGCCGAGUGGCCAAGGUGACGGACUUCCUGAAAACACGCCUGUUAGACACACUCUCUGACCAGAUCAGGAAAAUCCAGAAAGUUGUCAGUACACAUGUGCCUGGAAAAAGGAUUUGGCUGGAGGGCAUUGGGGCCAGCUCUGAAGGAGGCCUCACCAACCUCUCAGAUUCCUAUGCUGCCAGUUUCCUGUGGCUGAACUCUCUUGGAAUGCUGGCCAGCCAGGGCAUUGAUGUGGUAAUGCGACACUCAUUUUUUGACCAUGGGCAUAACCAUCUGGUGGACCAGAACUUUAACCCAUUGCCGGAUUACUGGCUCUCCCUGCUCUACAAGCGGCUCGUUGGGCCCCGAGUGCUUGCCGUGCACGUGGCUGGACUGCAAAGGAAACCUCGCCCUGGCCGGGUAAUUCGUGAUAAGUUACGCAUCUACGCACACUGCACCAGCUACCACAACCAUAAUUACGUCCGUGGUUCCAUCACGCUUUACAUCAUCAAUCUCCAUCGGUCCAGGAAGAAAAUCAAGUUGGUGGGGACCCUUCGAGACAAACUCGUCCAUCAGUAUGUGCUGCAGCCUUAUGGUCAGGAGGAGCUGCAUUCUAGGUCAGUGCAGCUUAAUGGGCAGCUACUCACUAUGAUGGAGGAUGGGACCCUGCCCAAUCCGAAGCCUCGCCCACUUCGUCCUGGCCGGACCCUGGUUAUCCCACCACUGACUAUGAGUUUCUAUGUGGUGAAGAAUGUCAAUGCUCUGGCUUGCCGGUAUCGGUAGCUCCACCCAUCAUCCUGCCAAAGACAGACCUGCUAGGCCCUCUUGGGGCAUCUCUUGGCAAGUGCUUGCUUCUCAGGGAGGUGUGGCAGACUUCAUAGGGAAAUGAAGGUGCAAAAGCCUCCGAGAAACUUGGUGGGC
Molecule: messenger RNA, 1887 nt
Organism: Varanus komodoensis (Komodo dragon)
Lineage: Eukaryota; Metazoa; Chordata; Lepidosauria; Squamata; Varanidae
Gene: HPSE2
Product: heparanase 2 (inactive)
Exons: 12
Coding region: 1-1749 (582 amino acids)
Cellular component (GO): membrane; extracellular matrix
Molecular function (GO): hydrolase activity, acting on glycosyl bonds
Source: RefSeq, a predicted model, not a curated record